Messenger RNA from Arachis ipaensis, 2404 nucleotides. RefSeq names its product E3 ubiquitin-protein ligase RDUF2-like. Gene Ontology annotation, cellular component: cytoplasm. Gene Ontology annotation, biological process: protein ubiquitination. Lineage: Eukaryota; Viridiplantae; Streptophyta; Magnoliopsida; Fabales; Fabaceae. Gene Ontology annotation, molecular function: ubiquitin protein ligase activity. The record is from RefSeq and is a predicted model, not a curated record.
CGCUUCACCAGUUGCAACCUUGUUGUCCUAUUUUGAGUCAAACCCAAAAACAGAGCUCUGCUGCCACCACCCACUUACAACCCACGCGCCGGCUUCACUCUGUCGCAACUAGUAACAGGAAAAAGCAACCACCCACAACCAACGAGAUCAUGCCACGUGUCGCAUAACCCACAACGUCGUUGCACGAUGCUGUUUCGCUGUUCCCUUCUUCCCCUCUCGCAAACCAAACAACACGAAAACUGUCAUCCCAUUCUUUCUCUCUUCCCCAGGAUGUCCAACAACGAACCCCAACUUUCUCUCUCUAAUUCCGUCUCUCUCUCCUCCAUCGAAAAAACAAAAAAAACAAAGAAGCCGAACACAUUGAUGAAUUAUUAAGUCUCUGAAUUCUCAUAUCAACAACCUUUUCUUCUUUUCAGAGAUUCGCCUUUCAAUUCCGAUAAUAAGAAAAAAGAAAAAGAGCAUCGGAUCUGACUUGAUCAACUCUGGGUUGUAAUUUGUAAGCAGUUAUCGGUAUUAGAGAGUAAUACUAAUACUAAUACUAAUACGUAUACGUAUUUUCAUACGAUAGCCGUAGAUGUCUUCGCAUUGGUGUUACAGGUGCAAUAAAUUUGUGAGGGUAUGGAGGCAGGACAUUGUGAUAUGUCCAGAUUGCGAUAGCGGUUUCGUCGAAGAGGUAGAUCCUAACACACGCACCGUUUACGCCGAUGGCAACCGCAGCCGACGGUUGCCGGCGGCAGCGAUGUACAUGAUAGGCCACCAUCAACGUCACCAGCGUCAUAAUUCCAUUGAAAAUAACGCCGUCGCCACCACUACAAACGAUAAUAGCAAUAAUAAUAACAACAACAAUGUCGGCUUGUCGCGGCAAAAUCAACGGCGACACUGCCGGAACACCAAUGGCGGUGGCGGAGGAACAGGCGGUGACAGGUCGCCGAUCAAUCCGGUCAUUAUGCUCCGGGGCGGCGAGCAAUCCGAGGGAACCAGCAGACGCAGGGGGUUCGAGCUUUUCUAUGACGACGGCGCCGGUGCCGGUCUCCGCCCCUUGCCGCCGAGCAUGUCGGAAUUUCUCCUCGGAACAGGCUUCGAUAGGGUUUUGGAGCAGUUCUCACAUUUCGAAAGGCACGAGCGACACCUUCACCACCACAACCAGCAGCCUCCUCCGGCGUCAAAAUCCGCCGUAGAAGGCUUGCCGGAGGUGGAGAUCACCGAGAACAACCUCGCGGCAGAGCCACAUUGCGCAGUUUGCAAGGAAGCCUUCGAGAUCGGAACAAAAGCUAAAGAAAUGCCGUGCAAGCACAUAUACCACUCGGACUGCAUCUUGCCGUGGCUCGCCCUUCGAAACUCCUGCCCGGUUUGCCGCCACGAGUUACCCACAGAACAAAACAAUAACGGUCACGUGCAGAACGCGGCCACCAACGACAGCGCACGUGCCGAUCAAGAAGACAACAAUAACAACAACAAUAACAAUGAUAACGGCAAUAAUAACAAUGUGGGGCUAACAAUAUGGCGGUUACCGGGUGGCGGUUUUGCGGUUGGGAGGUUAACCGGUGCAGGAAGAGGAGGAUCAGAGAGGGAGAAUCUUCUUCCUGCUGUGUACACAGAAAUGGAUGGAGGAGGGUUUGAUAGUAAUAACAACAAUAAUAAUAAUGGUGGCGGUGGUGGUGGUGAGAGGAGGAGGGUUUCUUGGGCGGUUUCAACUACUUCAAGAGAGAGAGAAAGUGGUGGUGGGUUGAGGAGAAUGAUGAAUAGUUUCUUUGGUUGCUUCAGACGUGGUAAUCAUGGUGCUCUUCAUCAUCAUCAUUCUUUUCCUUCUUCUUCUCGGAAUGGUGAUUAUCCUAGGCAGUAUUCAUCAUCAUCACCUUCAAAUAGAAAUAGAACUAUGACAAAUAAUGGCACGGCACCUUCCGCUGUCAAUUUCGAUUUGGAUCACUCUCCAUUGCGUCAACGCAGGACUUGGUCUAUGGAUGUAAACAGUGGUGGUUCUAGAGCAUGGUGAUGUUGAUCCAUGGACCAUGAUGAUCAAGAUUUUGAAGGAUGCAUGAAUCAACUUUGCUUAUUGUGGGAAGACGAAGAUUUUAAGAUUGGUGAAUUGAGUGCUGCUAUACAAUUGAAGAAGCAGCUAAUAUUACAAGAGGAAGGGAUGCAAGGGCAAGAGAGCAUAAGUUCUUUUUCAUGCUAGCUAGUUUAAUGAUGAUCAUGAUGGACUCAAACAGCUUCUACAUAUUGAUAAUAUAUCUUUCUUUUUCUUUUUCUUUUUUUUUCAUGUGUAAAGUUUGUUGAUUAGCUUCAUCAGUCUUAUUGUCUUUCAAGUUAGUGACGUUUAUUGUCAUUGUAUUUCUGAAGGAAAACCCUUAUUAUAAGUUCAAAUGAUCAAUUGCAUAGUUAGCUAGCUAGCAGCUUACUGCCA